This is a messenger RNA of Limulus polyphemus (Atlantic horseshoe crab), 650 nucleotides long. Its product is annotated as dihydrolipoyl dehydrogenase, mitochondrial-like. Gene Ontology annotation, cellular component: mitochondrion; oxoglutarate dehydrogenase complex. NCBI's taxonomy places the organism in Eukaryota, Metazoa, Arthropoda, Merostomata, Xiphosura, Limulidae. The record is from RefSeq and is a predicted model, not a curated record. The transcript has 5 exons. Bases 73 to 522 code for a protein of 149 amino acids. Gene Ontology annotation, molecular function: dihydrolipoyl dehydrogenase (NADH) activity; flavin adenine dinucleotide binding.
CAAACUCACACUUCAUAUGAUUUGUUUUCUUUUGGUAGUAUAUACGCCAUAGGGGACUGUAUUCCUGGACCUAUGCUGGCUCACAAAGCUGAAGACGAAGGUAUAGUGUGUGUAGAAGGAAUCGCAAGUGGUCCAGUGCAUAUAGACUACAACUGUGUACCGUCAGUGAUUUACACACAUCCGGAAGUGGCUUGGGUGGGUAAAUCAGAAGAGGAGCUUAAAGAAAAGGGAGUUGAUGUCAAAGUAGGAAAGUUUCCCUUCCUUGCCAACAGUCGAGCUAAAACCAUUGCCGAUACUGAUGGCUUAGUGAAGAUUAUUGGAGACAAAGUUACUGACCGGAUACUAGGAGCACAUAUCAUUGGUGCAGGUGCAGGAGAAAUGAUUAAUGAGGCAGCCUUAGCAAUGGAAUAUGGAGCUUCUUGUGAAGACGUGGCUCGUGUUUGUCAUGCUCAUCCGACUGUUUCCGAAGCUUUCCGAGAGGCCAACCUAGCUGCUUACUUUGGAAAGGCUAUCAACUUUUAAUUGUAACUUACCAUUGAAUGUACAGGAUGUGUAGUUGUACAAAACUAGUCUUAAUGGGGAAGUGUUCACUGAUGACAGUUGAAGGAUUUUAGUAGUUCAGAAAUAAUAAACAUGUUCUUUGUAAGGUU